GGGGGAAACAUUCUCCCACUUGGAUUAACACUUUGCGAGACCCCCCACCCCGCAAAGGAAUAUGGCUCAUUUUCGCGCCAGCUGUGAGGAUCUGUAAGCAGGUGGAAUUCCUUUACCUCCUCCUCUUCCUCCCAUCCCACUCUGGAGCCCCAACCCGGACGCCCCCUUACCACCUCACCUCCCCACCCCAUACCUCCCUUUUCCCGGAGAGGACACAGGUGUGAUCGCAUGGCCGCUGAGGUCUGACGGACAAUCCCCUCACUCCCCCACCCCGACUCCCCCCUGAUUCCCAAGUCACCUUGGAGGUCCUCGACCCCACACCUGCGACCCCAACCCCCUCCUCUUCCUGAAGGGGAGAUUCCGGCUGGCACAGUGCGCCCUCCCCCCCUUACUUGACCCCCUCCCCCCCAAAUCAAAAACGAGACUCUCCAAAAUGUGCCGGUUGACCGCGCUCAGCAUCUACUUAUGGGAGACGCUCGUCUUCUUCAGCCUGGCAGCAUCCAAGGAAGCGGCAGCCCGAAAAGCCGCCUCGCCGAUGCCGCCGUCCGAGUUCCUGGACAAGCUGAUGGGAAAAGUGUCGGGCUACGACGCCAGGAUCAGACCCAACUUUAAAGACCCCAAAGGCUCCAAAAAUGAAGCUACUCACAAGAAAGGUCCUCCUGUCAACGUCACCUGUAACAUCUUCAUCAACAGCUUUGGCUCCAUCGCUGAGACGACCAUGGACUACAGAGUGAACAUCUUCUUGAGGCAGCAGUGGAACGACCCGCGCCUGGCGUACAGCGAAUACCCAGACGAUUCUCUGGACUUGGACCCGUCCAUGUUGGACUCGAUCUGGAAGCCUGACUUGUUCUUUGCCAACGAGAAGGGAGCCAACUUCCACGAGGUCACCACUGAUAACAAGCUGCUGCGCAUCUCCAAAAACGGAAAUGUGCUCUACAGCAUACGCAUAACACUGGUGCUGGCCUGUCCCAUGGAUCUGAAGAACUUCCCGAUGGAUGUGCAAACGUGCAUUAUGCAGCUGGAAAGCUUUGGCUACACGAUGAACGACCUGAUCUUUGAGUGGGACGAGAAAGGUGCCGUGCAGGUGGCGGACGGCCUGACGCUGCCUCAGUUCAUCCUCAAGGAGGAAAAAGACCUCAGAUACUGCACCAAACACUACAACACUGGCAAGUUCACGUGCAUCGAGGCCCGCUUCCAUCUGGAGCGUCAGAUGGGUUACUACCUGAUCCAGAUGUACAUCCCGUCGCUCCUCAUCGUCAUCCUGUCCUGGGUGUCCUUCUGGAUCAACAUGGACGCUGCCCCUGCCCGAGUGGGCCUGGGCAUCACCACCGUGCUCACCAUGACCACCCAGAGUUCGGGAUCCAGGGCCUCCCUGCCCAAGGUGUCAUACGUGAAGGCCAUCGACAUCUGGAUGGCUGUGUGUCUGCUCUUCGUCUUCUCGGCGCUGCUGGAGUACGCCGCCGUCAACUUCAUCGCUCGCCAGCACAAAGAACUCCUUCGCUUCCGCCGGCGGCGACGGCACAUGAAGGAGGAUGACGGCGGCGGCGACGGUCGCUUCAGCUUCCCAGGUUCGGGUUACGGCGUGGGCCCAGCGUGCCUGCAGAAGGACGGCAUGGCGGCCAUCAAAGGCAACAACAACAAUGCGCCGGGAGGAGGGGCGGGGCACGCGGUGGGGGCGGUGCCCGAGAAGAGCAUCGAGGAAAUGAAGAAACUUUUCAUCAGCCGCGCCAAACGCAUCGACACGGUGUCGCGCGUGGCCUUCCCCCUCGUCUUCCUCAUCUUCAACAUCUUCUACUGGAUCAUCUACAAGAUCAUUCGGAGCGAAGACAUACACAAACAAUGAACGCAACCGCGACCUUCUUCUCUUGCUCCUCUUCAUCGCUAUCGUGCUUCUCCACCUUCUUUGUCCUCAUCCUUUUUUUCAUCCUGCCUCUUCUUCUUCAGCAGUUGCUCUUCCUUUUUCCCACCGCUUCAUCCGCCUCUUCCUUCGACACAUCCUUGUCAUCUUCUCUGCCUCCCUCUUCAUUUCUUCCUCCUUCAGUAUCUCCUCUUCAAGAUCGUGCACAACAGACAUCGAGUCAACUCCUCCUCUUCAUCCUCCCUUUUCUCCUUCUCUUCCUCCAGACAGGAAGUGAAUGGCUGCAUGACAAAAGAACUAGAAAAAAAAAUCUAUUGAGCAGAAGAGGCCACGCCUACUGAAUCUUAUAGGUGGAGUCACAUGUGUAGAGGGGGUGGGGCCACCGUACAAGCAUCACAAACUCAAGCUCCUCCCCCUGAUGGGACACGACCAGUAUAUUUAUGAACUUUUUGUUUUGUUGCUAAUAUGCUAGCACGCUAACACCUUCACAAAGCCCC
Messenger RNA from Hippocampus comes (tiger tail seahorse), 2355 nucleotides. It is a transcript of the gene glra1, whose product is annotated as glycine receptor, alpha 1. Gene Ontology annotation, biological process: chloride transport; monoatomic ion transmembrane transport. The transcript has 10 exons. Gene Ontology annotation, molecular function: transmembrane signaling receptor activity; glycine binding; extracellularly glycine-gated chloride channel activity. Gene Ontology annotation, cellular component: postsynaptic membrane; plasma membrane. The record is from RefSeq and is a predicted model, not a curated record. The coding region runs from base 434 to 1843 and encodes 469 amino acids. NCBI's taxonomy places the organism in Eukaryota, Metazoa, Chordata, Actinopteri, Syngnathiformes, Syngnathidae.